AUGAUUUCCAUGCAGCGUUCUCUUUCUUCGCCCGUCCGCAUAGUAUCUGCUCCUGCCUCCCAAGAUGGCGCGAACCCUCCCCGACCCCCGACUCCUCCCUCCGAAAAUUACAAUACCUCCUUCAGAUCCCGCCGUCAGCGAUCCCCUAGCCCUGCUCCAGUUACUGACGGUGUGAACCUGCCUGUUCGCCGAAGCGAAGACUUGCCGCGACGAGCAUCGCACCAAAAGCCUGUCAUAGCACAGGCUGUUACGCCUACUGCGACGUCGCCCGUCAAGGCCAACAUGGAUUCAUCCUCGGAGAAUGCGCCCGCCGUGACCCCGGGGAACACAGCUUCACCAGCCAUUCCCCAGGCUCUACUCCCAGACCCUUCCCUGUACACGAACCCUCACAUGGCACCCGAACCUGACACCACAACUCUGGAAGAACUCGCACAUUUGGUUAGACUGUCAAAAUACCAGGAGCGCAAGCGCGCGAACACAAGGAUCCGUCUCCAGAGAAAUCUCAUCUCCACAGCCCUCUCUGCCCGCUUGAACCGUUGCGGUGAGAUUGCCCGGAAGAACUUGGUUGACUGCUUCCGAUCCGAUGACAAGAAGACUUUCUCUACUCUGUUUAAUGCUAUUCACGACGUGCGCAAAAGCUGCGACGAACUGCGCCGCUAUGCGCUCUUGGAACCUGAAUUGGAGUCACUGCAGUCACCAGCGUUGGCCUCCUCCGAAAGUAUAGAAACACCGCCGAAAUCGACUUCGGGAGCAAGUUCUCUUGGCUCCAUCGCUCCUUUUCUUUCUGAGCUGCCAGCAUCAGUCCGGGAGAUUUUUCUUAACUUCUUGACGCAGAUCCGGACAAACCCGGAUUAUUUGGCUACAAGGUUAUGUUCCCUAACACCAGCAGAGUUAAACGCCUUCACCAGUUUCCACCAAGGUCUGGAGCCUGUUGAGUCUGUUCUACCCUACCAUGGCCGCUCUACCGCCCGGAGUCAUGUUGGCUCCAGCACUCGAACGCCUUCCCAUCUACCUACCGCUAUCGAGCGCCUGCUCUCCUUCCAGCGACACGACCCCCUGUCUGCCUUGGUACAUACAUGUUUUGCCAACUCUGCCGGCCCCGAUAGCGCUGAAGACCGAAGAAGGACGGAGAUUUGGGGAACCGCCCUGGCUAGACUCAUCACAGAGUCCAAAUCUGCUAGUGAACCUAUGCUGACAUCCGUCCUCAAUGUUUGGACCGCUAUGCGUGACUGGUCCGGAAAAUCUAACAUGGAGUGGUACCUGAUGAAAAUUCUCGAGGAUGGUGCUUUUCUCCUGGACAAGGCCGAGGACCAGCAUGGAACCCGAUUUAACCUGGCGGAUUGGACAGCCAAAGACAGUAUUGCUGCCGAGGAGUUUUAUGACAGGGCCGUCAACGAGCUUUUCGAGAUUAUCGACGACGAGGACGCUACAGGUAUUCCCGAGGGUCUUAUCGAGCUGGGCAACGCCAUUUUGAAGAAGCUUGACAGCAAGCUUGUCGAGGGCACACGGAACUGGUUUGUUUACAAAUGGCUGUUCUCAGUCUUUCUCCUUGGUGUCGUCAUCCACCCAGAAAGCCAUGGUCUCAUGGGUGAGUACCAUAUCACCGAAUAUGGGCGACAGAAGAUCCUCAAACAAGUUGCCAUGAGGGCUCAACAACUGGUCGUGGAUAUUACCUGGAACAAAAAGGGCACUGUUUCCACCCCGCCCAAGAUCCAAGAACAUGUUGAGAGUAUCUUGAACCGAUUCAAAGGAUCGCGGUCUCAAAGGCCCCCACCGAGGCUGCUGCCCGCUCGCUCCAUAACAUCUCUCCGAGAGACCGUUGAGGUACACCCGUACCUAGUUGUCAGCCCAGCUGAUUUGGUCACUCUGGUAAACGCUCUAUUCCCUGAGCGCCGGCCCAUGUCAGCCCAAUCCAGCGGCUUGAGAUCCGGAGCCCCGUCAAUAUCUGGAUUUUCGGCAAUCUCCCAGCCCAUAUCCAUGGGAGGUACCCGACACAACUUUGAAACGGCCUCAAUCCUGAGCACAAGCGCUUCAUCCGUUCUCAGCGAUGCCACCACAUCUAGGGAGACAAACUUGGAGGAGCAAAGAACAGGCUCACCUCAGCGAUACUCGCCGCCUGUGUUAGACCCCUUAUCACAGCGGCGUCUCAGCAAUUAUGAAGAUGAUGGCUACCGCCUUCGCUUUGCCUUGCGAGAGAUGAGUGCCCAAGUCGGCAUGGACGUUAUCCAAGGCUCCUGUCAUCCUUGUGCUGAAAGAUGGGCUGUUUUGUUCAUAUCUGCAGACGGCAACAGCUUGUCUAGUCAAAUGACCUAUGACCCAGAAGAGGACAUUGAGGAGGAAGAAAACUCGUCAACGAGCGACACAGAUGAUGACGAGAUUGAUGACAAGCCCGAGUUAGACAAGGAUUAUCAUCAGCUCCGUGACUCUAUCCUGAAGCUCGUCCAAGACUAUGAAAUUCCCCAAAGCAUCGAGCCUGAAGGCAAUCGGGCUCAGUUCAGUAACAGAGCUACUGGAAUCAAAAAGUACCGAUCGAAGAACAAGAUUAUUACAGCUGAAAAGUCCACGCCAAGCAGAAACCCUUACCGUCGACGUGAGACGGAAACGCAAACAAGCCAAAGCGACGCGCAAGACAAAGAGGGCUCUUCAACGCAAGACGCAGACAAGACACCGAAACAAGAAGAAGAGCCACCAUCUGUUUUGAUCGCCAUGCUAACUGCAGCAUCCGCUCAGUCGCGAGCACAGGCCGAUUUUGUAUCAGCUCACCUUUAUUGGAAGACAUUGCAGCAACUGAACGCUCUUAGCUCGGAAUCUUUGAGGCGGAACGGAUUCGCCAUUCUCUUGAACAUCUUCUCCCGCGGUCCACGAGACUCCAUUCGCCGCUGUGCAUCUGCCAUUGAAGAAUACGAUGCCUGGCUCGUCUGGUUGAAGCAGAGCCAGGAACGACAUGAGGGCCUUAUUGAAGCCAUGUCGAAGAGAUUGCGUGCACUUCGCGAUAAGAUGUGGUAUGUAACUGAUGUCCGCAACUCUGCGCCGUAUGAACAGAGUCGCAAUAUCUGCGCUGCUCUCAAGACUAUGGGCAUGCCACGCCGAUACAACUCAUACCAAAGGAACCGUGCGCAUCUAGCCAGAGCACCUGCAUCCAGCUACUUAUAUCGCACUGAGACUCAAAUCAUGGACCUUCUCGCGGCCUCGGAAGAUCAGGGUGGACCUAACAAGCUAAGUGACGAUCAAGCGGACAAAACGUCUCGCUGGCUUCAGCAGGCAGGCGUCGAGAACUUCUGUUGCGGCGAGGAACGAAUUCACAGAUUCUGCUGCGAAGUGGACACGUGCAUUUCCAAGCUGAUUGGCGAGUCAAUUAUGGAUGGGCCUGUCCUUUGGUCGAGCGAGCUAUACCAACGCGACAGACGCAAUCUGGAAACCAGCAGGAACCCUCGUGACAACAGAGACCAUCAUUGGGACGACAGUGCCAGUGUCAUGAGUGACCCAGAGCGGAGGUUCAUGUCCACCGGCAGACCUAACUCUGUCCGGGAUCUGCGAGCCAUGUCGGCCCAUAACUCCAGCCAGCAGUCGUUUGAUUCUGGCAGCUACCGUUUCUCAAGGGCAAGCACCGUCUUGUCUGACAUAGUUGAUGGGCCGGAUUACUUUGGUGUCUCAUCUCCUGUCCACACAAUCGAUUCUAGUUCCACAUUCUGGUCACCUUUCCAGUCGGCGAUUUCUCCAAGCUCGGCGACAUCUCGCGCGCAGUCUCCCACGACAAGCAUGACGAACCUUUCUAGUUCAUUCCAGCAUCAUCAAUCACUCGCCUCACAUGCCAGCCAUUCCACUGGACGACCAGGCACCUCGGCCUCGUCCAAUGAGACAGUUUAUCAACAGCGCCUCUCUGAAGAAAAGACUCGAUUUCUCAAUGAGCUGCGUCAGACCUUGGUUAGUUUGUUACUCUCUGACCUAGGUACGCUUGUAUUCGCGCGCGGUUCAGAGACAGACGAUUGGUUUUCGACGCUGGGCCAAGAAUGUAUUGACAGGCGUGACGCUCUUGACAGGCGGGCGCGAAGAAUGGGCAAAUCGGGCAAGAUAUCUCUGAAGCCUCGAGUCAUUGAGAAGAAAAAGAGCUUUGGCAAUUUGCGAGGCGCUGGCGAGACUGACAGAAACUCCGAGACGACGGAGACUGGUAGCACCCCCGGGAAUGACGGCUCGACAGCAACGAACGAUACUGUCGCCAGUCGACCCAAACAGCCCGCCAAGGAAUCAACUCCCGAAUUUCCCUUCAAGAAGGCAUUCCAGAGACUGCUACGCAUGUUUAGCGUUCAUCCCGAUCCGCACGCCAAAUUGAGCGCUCUUCAUGAACUUGAACAACUAAUCGUGGCUUCCUUAGCCAGUGGCUCAAAGAGGUCAAGGCUUGGAUGGACCAGAUCGGAGUUCAUGUCACCUGUUGUGGACGAGUCAACCGGGAAUGGUCGCUCAAAUCCUCUGGAAGAGGUGAUUGAUAACGUUAGGGAAAGGCGGUCACAUGCACUUCAGCAGUCCCCUCUCACUUCGCCACCAGCCGUUGGUGGCCAGAUGCGACCAGGCGCCUCGGAUGCCCGAGCGAUUGCUGCAAACAGCCAAACGACCAAGGACGCGAUCACCAACGUGCUGCGAACUCUUUUCCGGGACUUGUCAAUCCGUCCCAAGACGCUCUUCCGCGACUUGCAAUUCAUUGCUGCCUUUGUUAAUCCGUCAGUUUUGGACAAUACAGAUAAAGGCACGGCGUUUUGGGAUACUGGACUGGCUGCAUUGGGCCUUAAGCAAGAAGUAUGCCGUACCAUGAUUGAAGUUGCGGAUGAAGUCCAGGGCGUGUACACGAAUACUCGAAAAACCACCAACGACACGCAAAUGCACGACACCGAGCGGCUGGAUUCCGACUCGCCUCCUCCUGUUACGACAGCUUAUAGCUUGGCGCAAGCAGGAAAGAUGUGGACCAUCACAGCCAAGGAGGGUCUGCCGACCGCUCAACGAGAGCUGGCCAUCUUCUACUUAUCUAACCCUGAGCUUGUGGAGCGUACCACACUCCCUCUUUCAAAACCUCGCGAGGUCUUCAAACAAGCCGUCAUGGAUAAGUAUGCUGGCACCUCAGGUCGUAGCGGACCAGGUGCUAGCAGACUUUACGCUGCGGAUAGGAGUCGUACCUCCACUGGUUCCUCUGGUCUUGGCUCUGUUGGCGCUCAACAUCCAGGUCAAGAUGCAGGCUCCAAGGAUGGAGACGUCCGCAACGACCCUGCCCUCAUGUGCGUAGCCGUUCAUUUCUUCCAGGCUGCUGAACAAGGUGGUGACGAGCUUGCCACUUCGUUCCUCCGCCAGAACGAGUUCAACGCCAUGGCGUAA
This is a messenger RNA of Colletotrichum truncatum, 5361 nucleotides long. RefSeq lists its product as uncharacterized. The record is from RefSeq and is a predicted model, not a curated record. Lineage: Eukaryota; Fungi; Ascomycota; Sordariomycetes; Glomerellales; Glomerellaceae.